Messenger RNA from Hydra vulgaris (swiftwater hydra), 1032 nucleotides. RefSeq lists its product as uncharacterized. Gene Ontology annotation, cellular component: Golgi apparatus. The record is from RefSeq and is a predicted model, not a curated record. Gene Ontology annotation, biological process: protein N-linked glycosylation. Lineage: Eukaryota; Metazoa; Cnidaria; Hydrozoa; Anthoathecata; Hydridae. Gene Ontology annotation, molecular function: alpha-1,6-mannosylglycoprotein 6-beta-N-acetylglucosaminyltransferase activity.
AAUGUUAAAAAUAACGUCGUAAAUAAGAAAUCAAAAUAUAUUCAUUUUAAAUGAUAAAAAAUAUUUUAUACAACUCUAAUAAAGCAUUUAUAAAAAUGAGAAUUUUUGUUUUGCUUGCUUAUAUGAAUUUUGCAACUGGAAAAUCCUAUUCCAUUUAUAAGAGAGAUUUUAAUGAAUGCAUAAUACCAGAAGAUAUAAAUUAUCCAGAGUGUAGAAAUAAAGUAUUGUGGAUGCAAGUAAACUGGAAAAUAAAUCCUUUAUAUGAAGUCAAUGGUGUUGAUGGGACACAAUGUUCAAUAUUGAAUUAUUUGAGUGAGGUUGAAAAAAUUUGUCCAUGCUCCAUACCUUACAAUGCAUCAAAAGCAUGUCAAGAUGCUGUUAAGUGGAUGAUUGAUGAAGGGCUGGAAAAGUACCCACUGUAUAAAAAUUAUGGAGUUGAUGGGUCUAAUUGUUCAGUUCUUUAUUAUCUAAGUCAGGUAGAAAACAAAUGCCCGAAAGAAAACUGUAAGAUUCCAAACAGCAACGUUUUUCCACAAUGCAAAAACAGGUUUUUGUGGAUGCAAGCAUAUUGGAAAACUAACCCAUUUUACAAGUUAAAAGGAGUUGAUGGUAGCAAAUGUUCAAUAUUGAACUAUCUUAGUAAAGUUGAAAGAGUUUGUCCAUGUUCUAUACCUAUCAAUGAUAACUACCCAGAAUGUCAAAAAAAGGUGGAUUGGAUGGUGCAAAAUGAAAAUUGGAGAAAUGUAGAUAAUUAUGUAAAAAAAGGAUAUAAUCACACCAUAUGUUCUAUUCUUACAUGGCUCAGCAAGGUUGAAAGGUUUUGCCCUUUACUCUAGCAAGCAAAUGGUUUAAAAGAAUAUUUAUGCGAUACAAUCUUGGAAACAUUAACAUCUUCAACGUUUUUUACCGAUUCCUUUUUGGAUUUAUGAAAAUAAAAAGUAUUUAUUUUUUAAAAUAAUAAUAUAUAUUUCUUUAUCUCAAAAAUGUAAAUAAUUUCACUCGUACAUUGUUUGUGUUAUUCACAUUACCAUA